AUAAGAAACUCUUGGCACUCGAUAAGAAACGGAUCAGAUCAGAUAAUGGAGUUCCCAUUUGCGCAUCACGCUCACACCCAGCACCACCGACGGAGAGAUGUUGAUUAUCCUGUCGAUGACCAAAUAGAGCAGAAUUACCCACAUCCCGGAAUAACCGUUUCGCCUGGCUUUGGCAACCCCCCACCACCACGACCUCCACCACAAUCUUAUUUCGGAGAAGAUGAACGGCCGCCUCAUCUCACUCACACCUAUCACAGCUCCCACGGGCAACCACCCCCACCCCCUUCCCAAGACUUUAGUGGUUACUCUGCUUUUCCUUCAGAAUCGCCUCCUCCACGUCCACCUCCUACUUAUUCCACCACUUACGUGGAGCAUCUCAGUCAUGAGGUGGACCGAUCUGAGACUCAAACUGAGCCCCAUCACAACUAUCGUCCACACUUCCCCUCCUUCCUUCACCAUCAAACCCAUCAGCCUCCUACCUCUGACCUCUCCAACAAACGUGCUUUCAAGGUCUUUUCCAAGGCUGACCCCAAUUACUCUCUCACCAUCCGAGAUGGCCAUGUCAUUCUUGCUCCAUCUAAUCCAUCCGAUGACUUCCAGCACUGGUAUAAAGAUGAGAAGUACAGCACAAGAGUGAAGGAUGAAGAUGGGUUUCCCUGCUUUGCUUUGGUUAACAAAGCCACUGGUCAGGCCAUCAAGCACUCCACUGGAGCCACUCAUCCUGUGCAGCUGAUACCUUAUAAUGCUGAUGCUCUUGACGAGUCCAUCCUAUGGACUGAGAGCAAGGACUUAGGCAAUGGUUUCCGAGCUAUAAGAAUGGUUAAUAACAUUCAUCUUAAUGUGGAUGCCUUUCAUGGUGAUAAGAAAUCUGGAGGUGUGCACAAUGGCACUACUAUAGUACUGUGGCAAUGGAACAAAGGGGAUAACCAGAAUUGGAAGAUCAUACCCUAUUGAUUUAUGUGCAGUGCUUUGUUGCCAUGCUUUAUUGCUAUAUUGUAUUUAACAAAAAUGAGAUGAGAGAUUCUGCUUGUCGUGUUUGUUAAUGUGUUAGCGUUGCAAUGAUCAUUAUAUGUGAAAAUCUUUAUGUAAUAAGUUUCAAUUACAAUUGCAGUUACUUUGUAUUCCUAAGUUAUAUUUGAUAUCAUGAUAUCCUUAUCAGGCCA
Molecule: messenger RNA, 1163 nt
Organism: Carya illinoinensis
Lineage: Eukaryota; Viridiplantae; Streptophyta; Magnoliopsida; Fagales; Juglandaceae
Product: ricin B-like lectin EULS3
Exons: 4
Coding region: 46-954 (302 amino acids)
Source: RefSeq, a predicted model, not a curated record